Melospiza melodia melodia is the source of this 795-nucleotide messenger RNA. Its product is annotated as protein BTG1-like. Lineage: Eukaryota; Metazoa; Chordata; Aves; Passeriformes; Passerellidae. The transcript is spliced from 2 exons. Gene Ontology annotation, cellular component: cytoplasm; nucleus. The record is from RefSeq and is a predicted model, not a curated record. Gene Ontology annotation, biological process: negative regulation of mitotic cell cycle; negative regulation of cell population proliferation. Bases 30 to 500 code for a protein of 156 amino acids.
GCGGCGCUGGCAGCGGGGCCGGGGCGGACAUGAGGACCGAGAUCUCCACGGCGGCCGCGUUCGUCACCCGCCUCCUGCGGGCCGCCGGCGGGGUCGGCGAGGAGCAGCUGCGGUGCUUCCGCGAGUGCCUGCAGGAGGCGAUGCGCGAGCACUACAGGCACCACUGGUUCCCCCUGGUGCCCUCCAAGGGCUCCGGCUACCGCUGCAUCAGGAUCAACCAUAAGAUGGACCCCUUGAUAGGAAAGGCGGCGGGGAUGAUCGGACUGAGCCACGAGAGGCUCUUCCAGCUCUUACCCAGCGAAUUAACGCUGUGGGUCGACCCUUUCGAAGUGUCCUAUCGCAUAGGUGAGGAUGGGUCUAUCUGUGUGCUGUACGAAAGCCCCCAGCCUGGGGGGAAGGCGGCCAAACAGCUGGAGAGCAGGACCAGCUGCAAGGAGGAGUGGAGGAUUGGCAGAUCCAGCCCUUCCAAGAGUUACAACAUGAUGACGGUUUCUAGUUAAAAACAACUCUUCCCUGUACGAUGUUGUAUGUAUCCCAACCUCAUGGUAAAGUUAGAUGUAUAACUGAGCUUUUUUUUGUUUUUAAUUUUUUUUUCCACCCUAUAGUCAUUAAAGUCGUGGUAGUACUGCCAAGUUCUUUGUGGCCAAGGGCUAAAUGUAUAAAGCAGUUCUUUACACUGCAUGUUCCUUUCUGGGCUGUGUCCUGUAAAUGCACUGUACAGUUGGUGGAUUGUUUUACACAUUUAUAUUUUCAAAAAAGUUCUGCGUAUUUGUAAUAAAAAGCAAUAUUGUAGCA